Messenger RNA from Botrytis sinoallii, 885 nucleotides. RefSeq lists its product as uncharacterized. The record is from RefSeq and is a predicted model, not a curated record. The transcript is spliced from 2 exons. The coding region runs from base 1 to 885 and encodes 294 amino acids. Lineage: Eukaryota; Fungi; Ascomycota; Leotiomycetes; Helotiales; Sclerotiniaceae.
AUGCAUUUCACCAAGCCGGCUCUCGUCGCUGCUUCUUUCUUAUGGGCUACCACCUUUGCCUCUCCCAUUAACUCUCCAACCAAACUCAGAACUAGAGGACUCAUCGGUGGCUCCACAUCCGAUGAUAACACGAAAAGUAUUGCAGGAAGUACCACUGCCGGCAAUGCUGUAGGAAGCGAGGAUACAAAAAUUGCUUCAGGAAACAAUGCUGUCGAAGAUGCUGUAGGAAGUCUCAAUUUAGACGGUAUUACAGGAGGCCUUAGUGCCCGCGAUGUUUCAAGGCUUCGUCAUGACCACGAGGAUGCAGAAAGCAAUUUUUUCAGCGAUUCGCAUGAGGUUAUCGACAUUGUUUCUUUCAGUACUACAAGGCGUGGUAUUGUUGGCGACGAUGCAGGAGGUCUUACUGCCCGCGAUGUUUUAGGGCGUCAUCAUGGUCAUAAGAGUCAAGAAGGCGAGAUUGUCGACGAUGCACUUAAUAUUGCCGACGAUGCUACACCUGGUGGUAUUUUUGGCCGUACUACAAGGCGUGAAAUUGGCAGCGAUGAUGCGGGAGGUCCCACUGCCCGCGAUAUCUUAGGACAUCAUCGUACUCAUAAUGGUGAAGGAAACGGUAUUUCCGACGGUGCAGUUGAUGGUGCCCAAGAAACUACAAGAGGUGAUGAUUUGACCGACGCCCCACGCGGUACCGUUGAAGAUGCUGUGGAAGAUGAUACAGCAGGGCCUGGAUUUCUUACUGGUCUUCUGAGGCGUCUUGUUAUCCGCGAGAAUGACGGCGCUGUACACGAUGCAAAUAAAGCCGUACAUGAAGCCAAUAAAGCUGUUCACCAGGCCAACGAGAUUGUACAUAAUACCCUGCAUGGGUUGCUCCACGGAAUCCUACGCUGA